CCUUGCGAGAGACGCCUUUUUCCCGCCCCCUCUGCUCGCUGAGGUAGGCGGUCCCGCCCCGCGCUCGUGCCGCAGUGAGUGAGAGGCGGCGGCGGGAGGAGGAGCGCGUGUGCGGAGGAGAAGAUGUUUGAGUCUCUGCGCGAGCGGCUGCUGAGCGUGCAGCAGGACCUCACCUCGGGGCUGAAGACUUUGGGUGACAAAUCAAGAGAAGCAAAAAUAAGCAAGCAGAGAUCUGUUCAGUAUUUGCCAAAGUUCUCUGCUGGAUUGGAAUUGCUCAGCAGGUAUGAAGACACUUGGGCAGCCCUUCACAAAGGAGCUAAGGAAUGUGCAAAAGCUGGAGAGCUAGUGGAUAGCGAAGUUGUGAUGCUUUCUGCACACUGGGAGAAGAAGAGGAGUAGUCUAGUAGAGCUGCAGGAACAACUCCAGCAAGUUCCAGGGUUUUUAGCAGAUCUGGAGUCCAUGACAGCAAAUCUGGCCCAGCUAGAGGUAAACUUUAAGGAAAUGGAAAAUCAUCUGUUGCAUCUUGAAGACCUAUGUGGACAGUGUGAGUUGGAAAGGUACAAACAUAUGCAGGCACUGCAGCUGGAAAACUACAAGAAAACAAAAAGGAAAGAACUUGAAAGCUUCAAAGCUGAGCUAGAUGCUGAGCAUACCCAGAAGGUGUUGGAUAUGGAGCAUACCCAGCAGAUGAAGCUAAAGGAGCGUCAGAAGUUCUUUGAAGAAGCCUUCCAGCAGGAUAUGGAGCAAUACCUUUCUACAGGAUACCUGCAGAUAGCAGAGAGACGAGAGCCAAUAGGAAGUAUGUCUUCAAUGGAGGUGAAUGUGGACAUGCUGGAACAGAUGGACCUGAUGGAUAUGUCUGACCAAGAAGCACUAGAUGUCUUCUUGAACUCAGGAGAGGACGAUAGCAUACUGUCUCCCAUUUUGGGGCCUGAAUCCAAAACCUGUCAGAAUGAAAUAAGCCUCCAGGUUCCAAGCCAGUCUGAAUUAAGGCAAAAAUUGUCUUCAUCAUCAUCAGCCUGGACUGACUCUGCCAGCCAGGGUACCAGUGAAGUAGGAGAGUCUCCUGUUAUUCAGUCUGAUGAGGAGGAAGUUCAAGUGGACACUGCCCUUGCUGCUGUAAAUACUGAAAGAAAAGUAACUUCAGUUUGACCACAUCUUGAGGGAAAAAAUGACUGCACCAUGACUUAACUCAAAGUUUGUGUGAAGUCCACAUUAACAUCUGAGUGGAUCUGCUCUCCUAACAAGCAGAAUGAGGCUCUUCAGCUCUCAGGGUCUUUAUCAGUAUGAAGCUCCUCCUGGACUGAGGGACAGGGAGAUCUAGCCUGAGGAAGCUAAAAGUAACAGAUGACUGGCAACAAGCAACCACUAACUACCAUGAAGGAAGGUCUUUUGGAAGGUAGUGGCUUGGAAAGAGGUAGUCCCCACAUCCAGCCAGCUGGGAACUGUCCAGUUGCCUAAGGAUUCAGUUGUUUUGCUUGCUUUUUAGUAGUGUGUUGCCUGUUCUAGCACUGUGAAAUUAAAUCUGGAAACAAACUUCUGCAUGAUAAAUUAACUUUAAGAAAGGGUUAGACUUUUAAUCUCAUUAAGAAAUAGCUUAUUUCACUCACUCACCUCCCAGAAGACAGACAAAGUGUCCAAAAAAAGUUUUGUUUUUAUUAAACCUUGUAGUACAAACCUGAAAAGUAAACAAAAACUGGCAAUAAACAACAUGAAGUCUUUCCUUACAAGGAAAGAGAGCAGAGCAGCGCUAAUAAAUUAAAUGUCAAACUGUAAGCCAUUGUCAGAAGUUUACUGUCAAGAGGGAAAAGUACACAGCAAGGCCAUAAAAACCAGACAACCACAUUUAAAAAACACUUGACUCUGUUUAUGUUAUUGUUAAAUAUUCCAAAACAGUUCAGUCUUCUGCAACAACAACCAACAAAUUGUAUUAGGACUUUCCUGACAGUCACCACUGGCAAGCUCAGUGCAAUAUGGGUAGCUACGGUAUUGUUGAAUUCAAUUAUGAAACAAAACAGUUUGUGAAAACAUUUUCCCUUUUUUAUUCCACACAUACUGUACACACAACCAGAAAAGGGCAACAGCUACUCCAUUAUUAUUUUUUGUUGUUGUUCAGUGAUGUAAGCAGCACUUAUAAAUGUUACAAGAAAAACCCUGUAAGCAUCCAAUCCAACCGAUGAAGAAAGUGAAACGUAAGGCUUUUCUUCAUCUUGUCUCUAUACCACCCCACCCCCCACCCCAAGAAAAGGCUCAAGUAUUUAAAACAAUUUACAGGCAUAUGUACAAAAGGUGUGAUUUUUUUUUGUUACAAUAUGAAGAGAAAAAAUAGACACGAUGAGAGCAAAUGCAUUUUCACAUUCAAAAGAAAGAUGCAGACCUGCUAGUGGCUCUAAAUGUGAUCAUAUAAUGAAAAAUUCAAAACAAAAAUUAAUGCUGACUGUGUAGAGAUGUGAAAAACAGCAGUGGAAUGGAAAUGGAAUGUUAGAAAGAUUGCACGUCUAUGACAAAGAAGCACUUAUGGCUUCAAUCACUUUUUUAUUUUUUAAAGGAUGCUAUUGAAGGGUUUUUGAUAAAGUAGCCAACAGCACCAAAAAAUAACAGAAUGGAUUUCCUAAUGAAAUCAGGCACAGUUUUCCCUCAUUUGACUCCCUCAAGGCAGGCAGUCUUUUUUACCUUCUCUCCCCCCCCUCUACCCUCCCCCACCCUCCCUCAAACAGAUGCAUAGUGAUGUGCUGGUAAAAGAGAACAUAUUUACUCCAAAUCUCCUCAUUUUGCUUAUGGUUCGGAAACAAAGUCCAUCUUCAGCUGCCAUAACCUCCCAAAGAAAGUGUGUAUUUUCCAAUUUAAAAAAUUACAAAACUCAUCUUGCCUGUGACAGAAUAAAAGACAGCCAAAGUAAAGCAAUUUCUUUCAAGUUUUGUUCCUAUCUCUUUUCUCUCUAGAAAAUCUGCUCACAUGACUGGAGAACAAAUUAUAAAACACAUCAAACUUUAACCUAUUCAAAAAUGGGUUAAAAGCCUUUUUUCACAGUUACCAAAAAAGGCUUUUUUCAGCCAUAGGGCCAGUACAAAUUAAUGUUUUAUCAGCCCCCUUGCCGGUUUUAAAACAGUGAACAUACGGCAGUUUAAAAAAAUUUGACUGCUGUAUGUAACUAUCCUAAGUA
Messenger RNA from Chelonoidis abingdonii (Abingdon island giant tortoise), 3163 nucleotides. It is a transcript of the gene DTNBP1, whose product is annotated as dystrobrevin binding protein 1. Gene Ontology annotation, biological process: platelet dense granule organization; negative regulation of protein kinase activity; regulation of synaptic vesicle exocytosis. Gene Ontology annotation, cellular component: neuron projection; cytoplasm; synaptic vesicle membrane. The record is from RefSeq and is a predicted model, not a curated record. NCBI's taxonomy places the organism in Eukaryota, Metazoa, Chordata, Testudines, Testudinidae.